AUGCAUUGUCGCAGUCGCAUGUCGCAUGCCGCAUUUAUCACUGGAGCUAACACACCCCAGUGGUUGCGCUCGCGGCGGAGUUCAUCUAGGGCUUCUCAGAGAACAGCCCCAGCCCCUGCCCCUGAACUCACCACCUCGAACCUGACUCAGUCCUCGUACUCUCUUCCCCCAACUCCCCUCACUUCGUCUUUCGACGAGAUCCUGCCUUCUGCAAAGCGUCGGCGCACUCAGCGCGCUAUCAACUCUGAAGACAAGACCCUUCCUGCAGGUGGAACAGAGACUCCCACUCAUAGAGCCUUUUCUGAGCCGUUUCAGGCACCAAAUUCGCACAGUUCUGCGAGAGCAACCCGUGCUGGCAACCUGAUACAGCCCAAUACUCAGGGCUCACAGUUACAUACCGCUUCUCUCCCAGAAACUGACCCAGAGACUCCGUCGAGGUCCAAGUCAAAAACCCCCGCUUCAGAAAAACCUCGAUCUGAACGAACCAUCACCCCCAAGCCUCAAACCCGGCAACAGACGACGACUGUCAAACUUGAAUCAGAUAAAGAUACUGUCAAAGACUCGCCGAUGGGCGCUGCCAUGUCUCAUUCUCGCAAGGCCAGAAAACCGUUGCCCACUCGAAACGAUGGGUCUGCGGACCAGGAGAACGCCGCUACUCCCACCGAGUCUUCCACAUCCCGUGCGGCGAGCCCUCAGUCUUCUCGCCGGGAUCGAAAAUCGAAGCUCGCUACUAAUACGGCUGCAAAGAUCAAGUCGUCGCCAGCUGCAAAGACUCAAUCCACUCCUACAUCCGCCGCCAAGGAUAAACCGGUACUCAACGGAACAGCCAGGGCAGCGACACCCGCAAAAAGGCCAGAAGCUGCGACUCCGGGCACGUCCACGAGGCCCCGCCGCCGCGAUCGCAAAUCAACCAAAGCCAACGGCCAAACUCCAGACUCGAAGCGGGAGACCGCAACUUCAGCCUCCACAGAGACUCGGGACGAAGACGUUCAAUGUACUCAGUCUCAAUCACCUAACAAGCGGAACAACACGGUAACGCUGAAUGUAGGCCGUAAACCUUUGGAAAGUCUACUUGCGCAACAAACUCCGAAUGGCGAUCCAAGCAACAAUGGAACACCCGCCGAUGUUGAAAAUGGAGAUUACCAUUUCGAAUACGAUACAGACAUGUACCGGAACAACUAUGGUCUUGAUGGUCACAUGGAUGCCCCCACUUCUCCCACCAGCCUGUCCACGACCACCUCCAACGCCGCGCGUACGUCUGGGCGUACGCGAAAACCGACUAUUCGAGCUCUAGAGUCGUUUGAAUCCGAGCGGCGGCACCGCCGUCCGCGUGCAUCAUCUGUCAAGGCAACGGCCGAACCUAUGGAGGCAACCUCCUCCCCCAAUUCUACACAGAAGCCAACCCAGGAGUCCUCACCAGCGAAGUUUACACCAGCACACAGACCUGACAUCAUGAGCAUUGCGAAGCUUAUUUACAAGCUGGCCGCGCAAGCACUUGCCCCAGAUUUCGUCCCUGCUCCAGAAGCUGAUACAUGGAUCAGCGAACUGCAGCAGAAAGUAGAUAAGGAGCAGGAAAGAAAGAAGGAACAGGAACAGGAAGCACGAAGCAAGGCGAAGCACCAAAAAGAUAACGGCAGCGAUAAGGAAAAGGAAGCCGGACAAGAAAUGGUAACUUCGUCUGCUGAGGAAGAAGCGGAGAGUGGACGAGAAAGUACGCCACCCUCAAGCAAGCCAUAUUUAGAUAAUGUGCAAGUCUCAACGCCGUGGACUGAUGAGGAUGGAUGGGUGUACACAGGUCAGGUCAACAAGUAUGAAGAAGAGUAUGUUAUUAUUCCGCCGAAAUUCGAGUGGUAUCGCCCCAACAACACCUACGGAGAUGACCGACUCCCCCUCCCUCCUGUGCGUCUGAGAUCUCUGGUUCAGGCAGAAAAGGACCGCGCAAUGGGGUAUCCUCCCCUCAUAGGAGACCGCAAUAUCCCAAUCACUCAAGAGUAUUUCCUGUAUGAAAAUGUGCCCGAGGAGAAGGCCAAGCUCAAGAUCAAGGAGGCUGCCCGUGAAAGGGGGAUUUAUGUCUCCAGGUUCAUGACCACUGAGGAGAUUCAGACCAUGAUCGACAACUAUGACAGUGGUAAACCACCUGUGCCGCUUGACCCGCCUGUCCCGCCUGUUGUUGGAGAGCCGGUAAAAGCGAAAGAACCUACACGCAAGCGCCGACGUGCUGAGACAUCGACGCCUAGCAAGCAGUCCGAGGUGGGUUCGCCUAGGCCAAAGAGACGGCGUCAAGACACAGACGAUACAACUCCCUCGGACCCUAGCGCAGGAGAUUAUCAAGAAAAGCUUUCACUCAGAGUCAAAUUGGUAUUUGAGAACAAGCAGCUGCUGCGAAAGCAUGUAGCCGCCACCGAAGCCAAAAACGCUGAGCAGUCAAAGAAACGCCCCCAUUCCGAGAUCGAAGAUAUUCCUACAGACACCCAAUCGCCAACAGUCCAGAAACAGAAGGCAUCCACACCUGUAUCAGCGCCCACUACCCCCGCCAGAGGCACAGGGCAGCUCAACUCUGCCCAGGUCACACCUGAGUCAACGGAGCAAACUCCAGCCGAAACGACGCCUGGCGGUCGACCGCGACGUCGUGCCGCCGAUGCCUUGAUGGCUAACUUUCAGCGUCACGCCGAAGCCCGGGCCCUGCGCUCUGAACGGGCCAAAAUGGGCCAUGCAAAGCGCAAGGGAACCCCACUGAAAACCGUAACGGGAGUUCAUGGGGACACAGUUGAGUCGCCGAUCCGGCCGGCGGCUAAUCCCAUUAAGGCCGAUCCAGUCCAGCACUAG
This is a messenger RNA of Aspergillus nidulans FGSC A4, 2826 nucleotides long. RefSeq names its product putative GPI-anchored cell surface glycoprotein. The transcript has 2 exons. Bases 1 to 2826 code for a protein of 941 amino acids. The record is from RefSeq and is a predicted model, not a curated record. NCBI's taxonomy places the organism in Eukaryota, Fungi, Ascomycota, Eurotiomycetes, Eurotiales, Aspergillaceae.